CUGACGGCAAACAAUGGCGGCCCCCGGUGGGAACGAUUAGAUAAAUGUUUUGUAAUACCUAUUUUCACAGCAAUUUACCUAUUGUUCUGAUACUUCUGCAAUAUUGAAAACUGUUUCGUGACCAGUAAAACGGAUCACAUUGUUAAUUCUGAUAUGAGGGCAGUUGUUGYCAUGAAACUUUGACAUGUUGGCACAGAAACUGCACCUGCUCCGACACAACGUCCUGUCAUUUGUAUCCUCUCGGACUGGCAGUGACCUCACCAGGCGCCAGUAUGAUGUCAUCGUGGUGGGGGGAGGACAUGCUGGGACUGAGGCGGCGGCCGCAGCAGCCAGAUUGGGAGCAGAGACCCUCCUCAUUACCCAGAAGAUCAUGACUAUCGGGGCCCUCUCCUGUAACCCCUCUCUGGGGGGCGUGGGGAAGGGCCAGUUGGUGAGGGAGGUGGAUGCUCUGGACGGUCUGUGUGGGCGAGCAGGCGACUGGGCCGGGGUCCACUUCUCCAUCCUAAACCGCAGCAAAGGGCCCGCUGUGUGGGGCCCCCGGGCACAGCUGGACCGGGAACGCUACCGCCAAUUCAUCCAGUCAGAAUUGCUGUCCACUCCCAGGCUGACAGUGUUGGAGGGCUCAGUGGAGGAGUUGCUGGUGUCACAACCCAACCCAGAGGAGCCUGGACACCACAGAGUCACUGGGAUAAGACUGGUGGAUGGAAGCCACCCCAUCUUGUCCAGCUCAGUGGUACUUACCACUGGCACUUUCCUGUCCGGCUCCCUCUUCAUGGGCCAAACCACCUCWCCCGGGGGGAGGAUGGGGGACGCCCAAUCAUGUGCCGGACUUUCAUACACACUGAAAGAGACAUUGGGGUUGAGGGUGGGUCGGCUGAGGACUGGCACACCCCCUCGGAUAGUGAAGGAGUCCGUAGAUCUGUCCUUGGCUCAGCUUCAAGCCCCGGACAAACAGCCCACUCCCUUCAGUUUUCUCAACACGCACACCCACUGCAAGCCAGAAGAGCAGCUCCCCUGCUACCUGAUCCACACCACACCUGGAGUGGAGAGAGUGGUCAGGGAGAGUGUCCACCUCAACUGUCACAUACAGCAGGACGCCAAAGGUCCCAGAUACUGUCCCUCCAUCGAGUCGCGAGUGCUGCGGUUUCCGGGGCGACGGCACCAGGUGUGGCUGGAGCCGGAAGGUUUGACCUCUGACCUGUUGUACCCCCAGGGCCUGUCCAUGACCAUGCCCCCUGACGUGCAGCUCCGCCUCCUUAGGGAGAUCCCCGCCUUGCACCGAGCCGAGAUCCGCACUCCUGGUUACGGGGUGCAGUAUGACUUUGUGUGCCCCACCCAGCUGACUCCGUCUCUGCAGGUGAAGAGCACUCAGGGGCUCUUCCUCGCGGGUCAAAUCAACGGCACCACGGGCUACGAGGAAGCAGCYGCACAAGGCUUGUGGGCGGGGGUGAAUGCAGGUCGGACGGCCCUCUCCCUGCCCCCCAUGGCACUGUCUCGUACCCAGAGCUACAUCGGGGUGCUGAUCGAUGACUUGGUGGGCCGAGGGGUGACAGAACCUUACCGCAUGUUCACUAGCCGCGCCGAGUUCAGAACCUACCUCAGGCCCGACAAUGCAGACCUCCGUCUCACCCCCAGAGGGUUUGAGGAGGUGGGCUGCGUGACUUUGCAGCGAUACRAGAAAGCAGUAAGUGUGAGGGACGGCCUCCAGGAAGCCCUGAUGGCCCUGCAGUCCGUGGCUCUAUCCUCCACCCGCUGGAGAGAGAAGCUGGGCAACAUCAGCCUGAGUGAGAACAAGAGCACCACCUUAAAUGGUUUGGAUCUGUUGCAAUACAAAGAUGUGUCCUUUGAAAUGUUGGCCUCCGUCUUCCCAGAGUGCCUUUCACAAUAUUUUGAGUACUCACAACGACUCAAGAUUGAAGCUGUGUACAGACCCCACUGCGAGAAGCAGAGUCGAGAGAUGGAGAGAAUACGGAGGGAGGAAAGUCUGUCUCUCCCCUCUGACAUGGACUACCUCUCCUUACCAGUGUCCCUCUCUCAGGAGGUCAGAGAGAUACUGGACCGAGUCAGGCCCAACACUCUGGGCGCUGCUACCCGUCUACCAGGCAUGACUCCUGCUGGGAUCAUCCACCUUCUCAACUAUGUCCUCAGGGCCGGGCAGAGGAACAGACACACAGAGCACAGAAACCGAUCGAGCCAAAAAGAGGGGGAAAAGGGACAGCUGUGUGCAAGCAACAUACCAAUAUCUCAGUGAAAUAAUGUCUAAGAUUUUUUUUUUU
Salvelinus sp. IW2-2015 is the source of this 2276-nucleotide messenger RNA. It is a transcript of the gene mto1, whose product is annotated as mitochondrial tRNA translation optimization 1. Gene Ontology annotation, cellular component: mitochondrion; cytosol. Lineage: Eukaryota; Metazoa; Chordata; Actinopteri; Salmoniformes; Salmonidae. Gene Ontology annotation, molecular function: flavin adenine dinucleotide binding. Gene Ontology annotation, biological process: mitochondrial tRNA wobble uridine modification; tRNA methylation. The coding region runs from base 185 to 2251 and encodes 688 amino acids. The transcript has 13 exons. The record is from RefSeq and is a predicted model, not a curated record.